CAUAAACCAAGCUGUAUGUCUAACUUAUCCAAAUGUUCCGCAUUAAGCGUGCAUAUGGCAUUUGUGGGGUAACGUAUGUAAGAAUUACAAGAAGAGUAAAGAUGUAUUGAGUCCAGUGUUUUAUGCAAUGGCAAAGGCAUACACACAGGAUGAAUUUGAUGAGUUGAUGGCGAAGGUUGUUAAGGCAGAUAUUCGGGUGGCAGAGUAUUUGGAUUUAGCUGGAAGAGAAAAGUGGGCUAGAGUGUAUGCAUCUGUUAACCGAGGGUGGACCAUGACUUCGAACAUAGCAGAGUGUAUCAAUCGUCACCUUGUAGCGGCAAGAGAACUGCCUAUAUUUGAUUUUCUUGAAGAAGUUAGGAAGAUGUAUGGUAGAUGGAAUUACACUAACCGGAGGAACGGUACAUACACGUUCACAACACUCUCUAAGAAGUUCCAGGAGAAGCUAUCAAUAAAUGAGUAUCUAUGUUUACGUAUGACGGUGGAACCAUCAACCGAAUAUGUGUACACAGUCCAUGAUGGAAGAAGGCGUUUUGUUGUUUGCUUGAAAAACAAAACUUGCAGUUGUCGUAUGUUUCAAAUAGAUGAAAUUCCUUGCCCACAUGCUUGGGCUGUAUUAAAAAAGAAAAAUCUAAAAGCUGAUGAUUAUUGCUCAGAAUUGUUCAAACUGGAGACUGUGGUGAAAACAUAUGAUAUACCUGUGGAUCCUCUCCCUGACGAGCGUGAAUGGAAGAUUCUCACAUACAUCUUGGAGGAUGUAGUUUUGCCACCAAGAUACAAGAGACCGCCCGGUAGGCCGAAGUUGAAGCGUGAUAAGCCGUUAAGGGAAUUGCUUAUUGGUAAAAAAAGAUAUGCUUGCAGCACUUGUGGACAGCUGGGACACAAUAGACGUUCAUGUAGUUUUGAGCCUCGGAAGAAGUGAUUUUUUUUUAUUAUUUAUUUAUUGCCAUUUGCAUUUGUUAUUAAAAAUACGUUGUUUUUUUUUUUUGCGAUAUUCGAAUAAAGGUAGUUAGUUUAAAUAGAUUACUUAGUUCCGAAUAAUAUAACUUACAUGAAAUACACACUCUGAAUGAUGACAUAAGUUCAUAA
This is a messenger RNA of Lycium barbarum (goji berry), 1086 nucleotides long. RefSeq lists its product as uncharacterized. NCBI's taxonomy places the organism in Eukaryota, Viridiplantae, Streptophyta, Magnoliopsida, Solanales, Solanaceae. The record is from RefSeq and is a predicted model, not a curated record. The coding region runs from base 128 to 919 and encodes 263 amino acids. The transcript is spliced from 2 exons. Gene Ontology annotation, molecular function: zinc ion binding; nucleic acid binding.